AGAAUAAUUUUACCCUUGGAAAAGGCACCACAAAAUUCCCGCCGAUUCAUAACCCUAAAUUCUCUCUUCAAUUUUCUUUUCGCUGCCAAUUCCUAACGCUCCGUCAAUGGCAGAAGAUGAGGCCAUCGAUCCGAUCCGACCCGAAUUCCCGACAGGAAGGGUAAAAAGGAUCAUGAAACUUGACAAGGACAUCAACAAGAUCAACUCAGAGGCCUUAUUCCUCGUCUCAUGUUCCACCGACCUUUUCCUCCGGUUCCUCGCCGAGCGAUCGGCCGAAGUCGCUACCGAGAAGAAAAAGAAGACGGUGAAGCUCGACCACCUCAGAACCGCCGUUAAAAGGCAUAGACCGACGAGCGAUUUCCUUCUCGACUCGCUUCCUAUGCCAGCCGAGUCAACUCAGUCCGCUGCGCGCACGGUGACCGAACGAGAGCCUUCCCGGCCCGUUGCUGAUAAAACCGCCGCGGCAGGAACUCGCCGCAUUGACCAUUUCUUUCGUAAGCCAGGAAAUGAAGCUCCGAUUCAGAUAAACGAUGCAUAGUUCUUUUUUAUUAACAAAAUUUGUAUUAAAUGUUGGUUUGGUUUUGACAAAUUUCCUUCUAGUCGAAUCUGUAAUAGUUAUUAAAUUAGGAGCAAGGAACACUCUAGCUAUUUGAUUAUCAAGCACCAAAAAAGCAAGAAAAUUGAAAUAUUUUCCAUUUUAUUUUUCAUUGCAAUGAAAAUUCGUUUAACCUAA
Molecule: messenger RNA, 733 nt
Organism: Theobroma cacao (cacao)
Lineage: Eukaryota; Viridiplantae; Streptophyta; Magnoliopsida; Malvales; Malvaceae
Gene: NF-YC13
Product: nuclear factor Y, subunit C13
Biological process (GO): regulation of DNA-templated transcription
Cellular component (GO): nucleus
Molecular function (GO): protein heterodimerization activity; transcription cis-regulatory region binding
Source: RefSeq, a predicted model, not a curated record